UUCAUGUCACCAGGUCAUUAUUAGCUGCAUGAUUGCUGGCCUAUGUUAUCAUAUGCAAUAGUUCAAAUUUGAUGUAAAGCUGUGUCUCCAUAGGCAGGAUUCAAGCACCCUGGGUGGAAAAUCUAUUGGCUCAAAGGAUGGAGGAUUUUGCCAACUUCCAACUCUUUCUGCAAUGACAAAUCAAUUGCCCACUGGGAAUAUCAAUGUCCAGCUCUUCCAAUUCAAAGAGAAUCCAAUGGAAUUAAAAUCCAACGAAAGCAUCACUGGAACAACUUGCAGCUUUUCUUUGCAGAACGGAAACUCUUCAAUCAAAUUCAAAAAUCUUGCAGAGAACAUUGAGAUUUAUCUGCCUCGGCCUGAAGCUUCUGAGCCUGAAAUUGUGGAUAUAGUCUGGAAACCAGGGUUUACUGUCACCUCAUCAUUCAACAUCUCAGACGCAAAUGUGACUGUGGUUGUUACAGCAAUCCCAAAUCAAAAUACAACUCUCAGUUUUACUUUGCACCCACCAGAGGCGGCAAAUGCAACCUAUUUGAAUCAAAGCACUAAUGUUACCUACAAAGACAAUUAUCGCUGGCUGAUCACCCCUGAAAUGAGAAGGGGAAUUGAGGGGACCUGGAAGGUGGCAGUAUUACCAGCUGGUCAAUCCUCAAGUAAAACGCUGAGCUUUAAAGUCUCCGUUUUUGUAACCAAGUGCCUGUUUUGGGACACUGAAAUUGAAGCCUGGAGUAGAGAGGGCUGCAUGGUUGGUCCUAAUACAAUGCCGAACCUAACUCACUGUUUGUGCAACCACACAACAUUCUUUGGGAGCUCCUUCUUUGUGAUGCCCAACCAAGUUGACUUGUCCAAGACAGCAGCUUUGUUUUCUACAGUAAAUGAGAACUAUAUAGUGGUGGUUUUACUCAGCUGCUUCUUUGCUCUCUUCCUGGUGGUCGUAAUGUGGGCCUGGUAUGCCGACCGCAAAGCUCUCAGAACGCGUAAGAUGACUCUGUUGGAAAGCAAUCAUCCAUGUGCCAUGUACAACUACCUAGUGUAUGUGCAAACAGGCCACAGAAAAGGGGCUGGCACCACUGCGAAGGUAACGGCGACCCUCCAAUUCUCAGAAGGGCAAAGCGAACCUUACUAUUUGUCUGACCCUGAGAAGCCACUGUUUGAGAGGGGAGGGGUGGAUGUGUUCCUGCUCAGUAUGCCCUUCUGUCUUGGAGAACUGCAGAAAAUUGACAUAUCACAUGACAACUCAGGUGGAAGUCCUGACUGGUACAUGGACAGAAUCACGGUUCAGGAUUUACAGACGCAGGAGGUCACAUACUUUCUGUGCUCCACCUGGCUGAGAGGUGAAACCUGCACGAGGACCUUCAACUCAGCCAACACAAAUGAAAUUGCAAGCUUUGGCAAUAUCUUCCAGACCCGGACAUCUUCUGGUUUCCGGGAUGAGCACAUCUGGGUGUCAGUCGUGGACCCCCCACGGCGCAGUCCUUUCACACGUGUUCAGAGAGUGUCAUGCUGCAUGUCUCUGCUGCUCUGCACCAUGGCCAUUAACAUCAUGUUCUGGAACCUUCCUGCUGAUACAGAGUCACCUGUCCUUCUAAAGAUAGGCUCUUUUGAACUGACAUGGCAGGAGUUCAUAGUUGCCAUAGAAAGUGGCCUUUUAAUGUUCCCCAUCAACAUCCUGAUCAUAACUAUCUUCAGACACAUCAAACCACGCAUUCUCCUUAACAAAGCUAGCACCUCCAAGAAAAAAACACCGGCCGCUGCAGUGUCUAUGAACAUUAUCCUAAAGGAAACCAUAGGACUGUUAAAUCAUCUGAGCAAAAGCCCGAAAAACAUGCUGGCUGCCAAGGAGAUACGGCCUGAGACCAGUGGGGAUCUCUUCUGGGCUCUGAAUAAAGUGAACGAUGUCCUGCAGAUUAUGCAAGUGGAAAAUGUUGGUGAUCCUCACUGGUCGUACUGCAGCCGCUUUGUGUUCUAUUCACUGAGCCACAUUUCUCACCUACUGGAGCAUGUGGGAGAAAAGGGCUUUUUCCUUGAUGAGGAGCUUCGGCAGGCACGUGAGACAGUCGCUGUUCUUCUGAAGAAGGCUGAAAUGGCAACUUUCCAGCACGUUUCCCAAAGAUCACCAACUGUGGAAGUGCAGAAGAAGAAACAGGGUUGGUGGUUGCCUUGGUGGUUUCUUUUUAUUGGUUGGUUCCUGCUUUUUGCUUUGAGUGGUUUGUCCACCUUCUUUACCCUCCUUUAUGGCUUCCAGUACGGAAGGGAGUCUUCCAUACAGUGGGUCGUCACUCUUACUUUAUCUCUUGUCCAAAGCAUCUUCAUCUUGCAGCCCCUUAAGGUGAUAUUUGUGGCAAUCUUUUUUGCCAUGAUCCUGAGGCCAGUAGCUGUGGAGAACAAUGAGGAGGUUGAACUGCUCCUAAAGGAGCAAAAGAAAAAAUGUGAGGAAUACGCUGGGAGGUCAAUAUCCUGAUCAUCAACAUCUCAGCACAGACUCAAGUGUAACGGAAGAUGCUUGUGAGGAGUCAUCAAACUCACCCAAUUUUAUUCUAUAUUUUGGUUUUGGGAACAGAGGACGCCAUUUUCAUGUCAAUGCAAAUGACUGACAUCUCACUGUCUCUUGCAGAUUUUAAUCCAUUUGUGUAAGCAGACUUUAUUUUUCAUGUUAAUGUUAGGAGCUAUUACUGUGUACAGAACAUUGUAUGAAAAUCUAGCAAAAUAUAUUGUCUAAGUGGUUUAGUCUAUACUGUCACAAUAAUAAUGGUGUAUUUAACACACAAUUUUUUCUCUACUUUUUGUUUUCUGAUAAAAUCAGAGAUCUAAUAUAGAUGAUGGCAAUAAUGUCACUUGAAAAUAACAUAUAUAAGCUGUCAUACUGAGGUUCACAAACAAUUAUUUAAAAAAUUACUAUCCAACAAUACAUGAACAUAUCUACAUUUUGUUGGGCCAUAUGAUUUUAGAUA
This is a messenger RNA of Carassius auratus (goldfish), 2948 nucleotides long. RefSeq names its product polycystic kidney disease protein 1-like 2. Gene Ontology annotation, cellular component: membrane. The record is from RefSeq and is a predicted model, not a curated record. The transcript has 15 exons. NCBI's taxonomy places the organism in Eukaryota, Metazoa, Chordata, Actinopteri, Cypriniformes, Cyprinidae. Gene Ontology annotation, molecular function: calcium channel activity; protein binding. Gene Ontology annotation, biological process: detection of mechanical stimulus. Bases 173 to 2458 code for a protein of 761 amino acids.